AUGGCCGCGUUGUCAACAACUUCGUUGAGUGCUUCGCUUCUUGAAGAAAAUGAUAUUCCUGGCGCUUCUCUAUGUGGCCGAAAACCAUCCGAACUGAAAAAUGACGAGUUAAAGUUUUGGUUAAAGUGUAGAGGUGAUCCAGCGAAAGGCCUUAAAACGAAAGCAGAACUUGUUAAGAGGUGAGAAAUCGCUUUUUUCAGCUUUGUUUCCAUGCGCGUCACUUUGAUCUUUUCAGUAGCAAAUAUUCGCCAUGCUAAAGCGUUUUUAUUCAUUUCUCAGAGUGGAAGAGUACAUCACGCGUGGAAAAGAUAAAAAUAUUGUUGACCCUGAUCCAAAUCAGCUCUAUACGAAGAGGAAACAACAACGAAGCGGUGCAUCGUCGGGUGCGAGCGACGAGCGCCCGUCACAAGGU
Porites lobata is the source of this 412-nucleotide messenger RNA. Lineage: Eukaryota; Metazoa; Cnidaria; Anthozoa; Scleractinia; Poritidae. The record is from the annotation of a GenBank genome assembly.